AUGAGAUCACUGCACCACCGUCUCACCUACACAGUAAUGAGAUCACUGUACCACCCUCUCAUCUACACAGCAAUGAGAUCACUGCACCACCCUCUCACCUACACAGUAAUGAGAUUUCUGCUCCACCCUCUCACCUACACAGUAAUGAGAUUUCUGCACCACCCUCUCACCUACACAGUAAUGAGAUCACUGCACCACCCUCUCAUCUACACAGUAAUGAGAUCACUGCACCACCCUCUCACCUACACAGUAAUGAGAUCACUGCACCACCCUCUCACCUACACAGUAAUGAGAUCACUGCACCACCCUCUCACCUACACAGUAAUGAGAUCACUGCACCACCCUCUCACCUACACAGUAAUGAGAUCACUACCCCACCCUCUCACCUAUGCAGUAAUGAGAUUUCUGCACCACCCUCUCACAUACACAGGAAUGAGAUCACUGUACCACCCUCUCACCUACACAGUAAUGAGAUCACUGCACCACCCUCUCACCUACACAGUAGUGAGAUCACUGCACCACCCUCUCACCUACACAGUAAUGAGAUCACUGCACCACCCUCUCACCUACACAGUAAUUAGAUCACUGCACCACCCUCUCACCUACACAGUAAUGAGAUCACUGCACCACCCUCUCACCUACACAGUAAUGAGGUCACUGCACCACCCUCUCACCUACACAGUAAUGAGAUCACUGCACCACCCUCUCACCUACACAGUAAUGAGAUCACUGCACCACCCUCUCACCUACACAGUAAUGAGGUCACUGCACCACCCUCUCACCUACACAGUAAUGAGAUCACUACCCCACCCUCUCACCUAUGCAGUAAUGAGAUUUCUGCACCACCCUCUCACCUACACAGUAAUGAGAUCACUGCACCACCCUCUCACCUACACAGUAAUGAGAUCACUGCACCACCCUCUCACCUACACAGUAAUGAGAUCACUGCACCACCCUCUCACCUACACAGUAAUGAGAUCACUGCACCACCCUCUCACCUACACAGGAAUGAGAUCACUGUACCACCCUCUCACCUACACAGUAAUGAGAUCACUGCACCACCCUCUCACCUACACAGUAAUGAGAUCACUGCACCACCCUCUCACCUACACAGUAAUGAGAUCACUGCACCACCCUCUCACCUACACAGUAAUGAGAUCACUGCACCACCCUCUCACCUACACAGUAAUGAGAUCACUGCACCACCCUCUCACCUACACAGUAAUGAGAUCACUACCCCACCCUCUCACCUAUGCAGUAAUGAGAUUUCUGCACCACCCUCUCACCUACACAGGAAUGAGAUCACUGUACCACCCUCUCACCUACACAGUAAUGAGAUCACUGCACCACCCUCUCACCUACACAGUAGUGAGAUCACUGCACCACCCUCUCACCUACACAGUAAUGAGAUCACUGCACCACCCUCUCACCUACACAGUAAUGAGAUCACUGCACCACCCUCUCACCUACACAGUAAUGAGAUCACUGCACCACCCUCUCACCUACACAGUAAUGAGGUCACUGCACCACCCUCUCACCUACACAGUAAUGAGAUCACUGCACCACCCUCUCACCUACACAGUAAUGAGGUCACUGCACCACCCUCUCACCUACACAGUAAUGAGAUCACUGCACCACCCUCUCACCUACACAGUAAUGAGAUCACUGCACCACCCUCUCACCUACACAGUAAUGAGAUCACUACCCCACCCUCUCACCUAUGCAGUAAUGAGAUUUCUCCACCACCCUCUCACCUACACAGGAAUGAGAUCACUGUACCACCCUCUCACCUACACAGUAAUGAGAUCACUGCACCACCCUCUCACCUAUGCAGUAAUGAGAUCACUCCACCACCCUCUCACCUACACAGUAAUGAGAUCACUGCACCACCCUCUCACCUACACAGUAAUGAGAUCACUGCACCACCCUCUCACCUACACAGUAAUGAGAUCACUGCACCACCCUCUCACCUACACAGUAAUGAGAUCACUACCCCACCCUCUCACCUAUGCAGUAAUGAGAUUUCUGCACCACCCUCUCACCUACACAGGAAUGAGAUCACUGUACCACCCUCUCACCUACACAGUAAUGAGAUCACUGCACCACCCUCUCACCUACACAGUAGUGAGAUCACUGCACCACCCUCUCACCUACACAGUAAUGAGAUCACUGCACCACCCUCUCACCUACACAGUAAUGAGAUCACUGCACCACCCUCUCACCUACACAGUAAUGAGAUCACUGCACCACCCUCUCACCUACACAGUAAUGAGGUCACUGCACCACCCUCUCACCUACACAGUAAUGAGAUCACUGCACCACCCUCUCACCUACACAGUAAUGAGAUCACUGCACCACCCUCUCACCUACACAGUAAUGAGAUCACUGCCCCACCCUCUCACCUACGCAGUAAUGAGAUCACUGCACCACCCUCUCACCUACACAGUAAUGAGAUCACUGCACCACCCUCUCACCUACACAGUAAUGAGAUCACUGCACCACCCUCUCACCUACACAGUAAUGAGAUCACUGCACCACUGUCUCACCUACACAGUAAUGAGAUCACUGCACCACCCUCUCACCUACACAGUAAUGAGGUCAAUGCACCAUCCUCUCACCUACACAGUAAUGAGAUCACUGCACCACCCUCUCACCUACACAGUAAUGAGAUCACUGCACCACCCUCUCACCUACACAGUAAUGAGAUUUCUGCACCACCCUCUCACCUACACAGUAAUGAGAUCACUGCACCACCGUCUCACCUACACAGUAAUGAGAUCACUGCACCACCCUCUCACCUACACAGUAAUGAGGUCACUGCACCAUCCUCUCACCUACACAGUAAGGAGAUCACUGCACCACCCUCUCACCUACACAGUAAUGAGAUCACUGCACCACCCUCUCACCUACACAGUAAUGAGAUCACUGCACCACCGUCUCACCUACACAGUAAUGAGAUCACUGCACCACCGUCUCACCUACACAGUAAUGAGAUCACUGCACCACCCUCUCACCUACACAGUAAUGAGAUCACUGCACCACCGUCUCACCUACACAGUAAUGAGAUCACUGUACCACCCUCUCAUCUACACAGCAAUGAGAUCACUGCACCACCCUCUCACCUACACAGUAAUGAGAUUUCUGCUCCACCCUCUCACCUACACAGUAAUGAGAUUUCUGCACCACCCUCUCACCUACACAGUAAUGAGAUCACUGCACCACCCUCUCACCUACACAGUAAUGAGAUCACUGCACCACCCUCUCACCUACACAGUAAUGAGAUCACUGCACCACCCUCUCACCUACACAGGAAUGAGAUCACUGCACCACCCUCUCACCUACACAGUAAUGAGAUCACUGCACCACCCUCUCACCUACACAGUAAUGAGAUCACUACCCCACCCUCUCACCUAUGCAGUAAUGAGAUUUCUGCACCGCCCUCUCACCUACACAGGAAUGAGAUCACUGUACCACCCUCUCACCUACACAGUAAUGAGAUCACUGCACCACCCUCUCACCUACACAGUAGUGAGAUCACUGCACCACCCUCUCACCUACACAGUAAUGAGAUCACUGCACCACCCUCUCACCUACACAGUAAUGAGAUCACUGCACCACCCUCUCACCUACACAGUAAUGAGAUCACUGCACCACCCUCUCACCUACACAGUAAUGAGGUCACUGCACCACCCUCUCACCUACACAGUAAUGAGAUCACUGCACCACCCUCUCACCUACACAGUAAUGAGGUCACUGCACCACCCUCUCACCUACACAGUAAUGAGAUCACUACCCCACCCUCUCACCUAUGCAGUAAUGAGAUUUCUGCACCACCCUCUCACCUACACAGUAAUGAGAUCACUGCACCACCCUCUCACCUACACAGUAAUGAGAUCACUGCACCACCCUCUCACCUACACAGUAAUGAGAUCACUGCACCACCCUCUCACCUACACAGUAAUGAGAUCACUGCACCACCCUCUCACCUACACAGGAAUGAGAUAA
This is a messenger RNA of Schistocerca cancellata (South American locust), 4005 nucleotides long. RefSeq lists its product as uncharacterized. NCBI's taxonomy places the organism in Eukaryota, Metazoa, Arthropoda, Insecta, Orthoptera, Acrididae. The coding region runs from base 1 to 4005 and encodes 1334 amino acids. The record is from RefSeq and is a predicted model, not a curated record. The transcript has a single exon.